Messenger RNA from Abrus precatorius (Indian licorice), 892 nucleotides. RefSeq names its product putative DNA glycosylase At3g47830. Bases 41 to 883 code for a protein of 280 amino acids. Lineage: Eukaryota; Viridiplantae; Streptophyta; Magnoliopsida; Fabales; Fabaceae. Gene Ontology annotation, biological process: base-excision repair. The record is from RefSeq and is a predicted model, not a curated record. Gene Ontology annotation, molecular function: catalytic activity. The transcript has 4 exons.
CAAAGGAGAUCGAUGUCGAUGAGCGAAGGAGAAGAAUAGAAUGGAAAAGAGGCGCAAAAGGAAGCAGAAGGUGGACCCUGAAGCAGAGCGAAAGUCCAAGUCCGUUCGCGUGGGUCCAACCGAAACCGAGAACGUCAAAGCCCCAUUCCCAUCUCACACUCGACCCACCCCACAAGAAUGCCAAGGCGUGCGAGACACUCUCUUAGCCCUACACGCUAUUCCCCCGGAACUUGCCAAGUACCGCAAAGCACAACUAACCAAUCACACCGACACACCCGAAACCGUUCUCGACGGUUUGGUCCGAACCGUCCUCUCCCAGAACACCACUGACGCCAAUUCCCAAAGGGCUUUCGCUUCCCUCAAAUCCUCCUUUCCCACUUGGGAACACGUUCUUGGUGCCGAGUCCAAGGACGUGGAGAAUGCUAUUCGAUGUGGAGGUCUAGCCCCUACUAAGGCUUCUUGUAUUAAGAAUGUGCUUCGUUGUUUGCUCGAGAGAAGAGGUAAAUUGUGCUUGGAGUAUUUACGAGACUUGUCCGUCGAUGAAAUUAAGGCUGAGCUGUCUCUUUUCAAAGGAAUUGGUCCCAAAACAGUGGCUUGUGUGUUGAUGUUCAACCUAGAGCGAGAUGAUUUUCCUGUGGACACUCACAUAUUUGAGAUUGCAAAAACCAUCGGUUGGGUUCCCGCUGUUGCAGACAGAAACAAGACGUAUCUUCAUCUAAACCAAAGGAUCCCAAAUGAACUUAAGUUUGACCUGAAUUGCCUUCUGUUUACGCACGGGAAGCUCUGUAAUAAAUGCUCCAGUAAAAGGGGUGCUAAUCAGCAACGAAAGAAAUGUAAUGAUAACUCGUGUCCUUUAUUGAAUUAUUAUGAAGAGUCGGUUUGAACUUUGAAU